ACUAAUUGAAAUAUUAAGGAAAAUAAAAUAAUUGUCUUCUUCAAUAGCUUAGUAACACCACAGAAAUUACAACAAACUAUUCACACCAUGUCACACAUCAUCUCCAACAACGAACAACCACCACCACCACCACCGGAGACACCUCUCCUCCAUCAACCACGGUGGCGCCUCCCUUCAACUCUCAAACUAAAAACCUCCCUCUGUUCUGAACUAUCCGGCUCCGUCGGCGAUUUAGGAACCUACAUACCAAUCGUCUUAGCUUUAUCAUUAGUCAACAACCUUGACUUAACAACCACACUCAUUUUCACUUCUCUUUACAACAUCUUAACGGGCCUUUUAUUUGGGCUUCCUAUGCCAGUCCAGCCCAUGAAAUCCAUCGCCGCUGUCGCCAUCUCCGAAUCACCUCCCCUCACUAUUGCUCAAAUCUCCGCUGCCGGUUUAUCGGUCUCCGCCGUCCUCCUCUUCCUCGGAACCACCGGUCUCAUGUCAUUUCUCUACCGUUACCUCCCUCUCCCCGUCGUUCGCGGCGUUCAACUCUCACAGGGGCUUCAAUUCGCGUUUUCAGCAAUUAAAUAUAUUCGCUACCAACAAGAUUUAGCUUCGGCUUCAUCGAAAACCGGUCCUCCCCGUCCUUGGUUUGGCCUCGACGGUUUAAUUGUCGCUCUGGUUGCUGUUCUUUUUCUUGUCCUCACCACUGGUGCUGGUGAGGACACUAGGUCAGAACAGCAACCACCAACACAACGAAACCAAGGCAUUGUUGUUCAACAAGAUCAAGUAGAUGUCCACCAUGGAGAAUAUAUUAAUCAAAAUAAUAAAAUUAGUCGAAGGUUGAAAAUACUUUCGACUAUACCUUCGGCUUUAAUAGUGUUUAUUUUCGGGUUAUUGUUGUGUUUUUUUCGCGAUUCUUCGAUUUUUAGCGAUAUGAAAUUCGGUCCGUCGAAGAUUUCUAUUGUUAAGAUUACAUGGGAUGAUUUUAAAGUUGGAUUUGUUAGAGCGGCGAUACCGCAAAUUCCGUUAUCGAUUUUGAAUUCUGUUAUAGCGGUUUGUAAACUGUCGGGAGAUUUAUUUCCGGAAAGAGAAGCUUCGGCUAUGCAGGUUUCAGUUAGUGUUGGAGUGAUGAAUUUUGUUGGGUGUUGGUUCGGAGCCAUGCCAUGUUGCCAUGGAGCUGGUGGAUUGGCUGGACAAUAUAGGUUCGGAGGUAGGAGUGGAGCUUCGGUUGUGUUUCUUGGAGUUGGUAAAUUGGUUAUUGCUUUGGUUUUUGGGAACUCUUUUGGGAGAAUUUUGAGUCAAUUUCCAAUUGGGAUACUUGGUGUGUUACUUUUGUUUGCUGGGAUUGAAUUGGCUAUGGCUUCUAAAGAUAUGAAUAGUAAACAAGAGUCUUUUGUUAUGUUUAUUUGUGCUGCUGUUUCUUUGACUGGUUCUAGUGCUGCUUUAGGGUUUUUUGUUGGGAUUGUUCUUUACUUGUUGUUGAAAUUGAGAGAGCUUGAUUGUGGUGGUGGUAAUUGUGGAUUUGGAUUUGGGUUUUUGUCUAAUUCAAACAAGACCAAAUCAUCUAAGGAUGAAGAAGCUCCCCUAAUUUCCUAGAUAUUUUUGUUAUUAUUUCUAGUGUCUUAAAAAUGAUCAACAUUGCUGUGAUCAAUGGGAGCAUAAAGCUUUUGUAUGUACAUAUGUAUUUUUCACAUUCCUCUUUUCCAAUAAUUUCUUGGCUAUAUGUGUGUUGUUGUAAUAAUGUUCAAUUUUAGGGUGUACACUAUAUGUGUAUUUUUGGUAACAACAAAAGUGUAUUUAUUUAUUUAUUUAUAGAUAAAGUUGGUCCUUUUGAGUAUGGGAUUUUAAACAAGAUGUGUUGGUACAAUGGGCAACAUGGUUUCUUAGGACCCUUCUCAAAAUCAAGUGUUUGGUUUGGAUUUACAUAAGCAUGCUCAAAGUGUCUAUUUUAUUUUUACAGUGAUCUGUGAAUUAUUGUAAUUUUGUUAA
Cicer arietinum (chickpea) is the source of this 1977-nucleotide messenger RNA. Its product is annotated as molybdate transporter 2. Gene Ontology annotation, molecular function: molybdate ion transmembrane transporter activity. Gene Ontology annotation, biological process: molybdate ion transport. The record is from RefSeq and is a predicted model, not a curated record. Lineage: Eukaryota; Viridiplantae; Streptophyta; Magnoliopsida; Fabales; Fabaceae.